UCAUUCACAUCUGUUUUCAUAAAAUUGUUGUUAUAGUUUGUGUAUAAACGUAAUUUAUUCUCAAUUUAUUUAUUGAUUAGUGUUAGAAUUAAUUUAAAACGGUUGUUUGAGUGAUUGUGUUAUCAAGUAAUGUUUGUUUGGGUCCUUAUUUAUUUUUUUUACUUGUGACGUCAUUGUUUUCAACUGCCAGUAUAAACGACGCAAUAACUUAAAAUUUCGAAAAUGGACUUAAAAUGAGGAUUGUUUUCGUAAACAAGGUCAGGCCACGCAAUGUCGGCGGAGUCCCCGCGGCACGCGCGGGCGGGUGGGCCGCUCACGGUGCCCGCUCAGCCGCCCAGCGACCGCGGCCUCAUCGACGCGGUGUCGGGCUUCAUCAACGACGUCACGCUUUCCUCCUCCUCCACCGCGGACCCUAAAGACGUCAUACAAUGGGCUCGUUUCGAGACAGCAGACAUAAACGAGCCGACUCCCGAAGGCGACUGCGACACCGACAUCUCCCCCCUGCUUUUGAUCCUGGGCUACGGCUCCGGAGUCCAGGUCUGGUUGAUCCCCCCCAGCGGGGAAGCGCAGGAGGUUCUGUCAUGGCGUCAAGGCACAGUGAGGGUGCUCCGUAUACUGCCGACCCCGCAGCACGGCGACUGUUUCACGUCGAAAAGGCCCCUCAUAGCCCUGUGUGACUCCGCGAGCCCCGGACCCACGUUCUGCUCUCUCAGCUUUAUAUCUAUAAGAGGAGGGGAGCAGGUGAAGAGUAUAAAAUUCAAAAAUCCAAUCCUCGACGUACUGGCCAACAAGCGGUCUGUGGUGGUGGCCUUUUCUGAGAGAUUCGCCGUGUUCGACGCGGGGACGUUAGAGGACAGGAUGGCCAUAACGACUUGCUAUCCGUGCCCGUGCCCCUUGGGAGGUAGCCAGCCCAUCAACCCCUUGGCGCUGGGAGACCGCUGGCUUGCGUAUGCUGAUAAGAAACUUCACCCUUCGAAAAGAAGCAGUGGCGGAUGUGAAGGUGAAGGUGUAACGAGCUAUACAGCCACUGUCCUGCACGCAGCGAAGUCUCUCAGCAAGGGCCUACGAGGCCUUGGAGAAAGUGUGGCCCACAGUUUAGCAGGGGGGCGAAGCACUUCGCAGUCGCCGUCGCCGCCCAAUAGCGACGCACAGCAGGCGGGCGUCGUCACCAUCCUAGAUAUAGAGAGCAAUGAAUAUGACGACGGCCAAGACAACGAGGACCCGUACGACCCCAUGGUGGCCCACUUCUUGGCGCACUCCGAGGCUAUCAUAGCGUUGAAGUUCGACUCCAGCGGGAUGCUGCUGGUGACCGCGGACCGCCGCGGGCACGACUUCCACGUGUUCCGCAUCAACCCGCACCCCUGCGGCCCGAGUCUCGCCUCCGUGCACCAUCUGUAUAUACUGCACAGGGGGGACACUACGGCCAAAGUGCAGGACAUCGCAAUAUCUCCAGACUCGCGCUGGACGGCGAUCACGACGCUCCGCGGCACCACGCACGUGUUCGCGAUCAGCCCGUACGGGGGCGCGUGCGGCGUGCGCACGCACACGCAGCCGCGCGUCGUCAAUCGCCUGUCGCGCUUCCAGCGCUCCGCCGGCCUGCCCAUACACGCGCAGACACCGCGCUCCGGCAGCCCCGUGAGUACAUACUACGCGUCGCGAUCAGCCCGUACGGGGGCGCGUGCGGCCCCGUACGGGGGCGCGUGCGGCGUGCGCACGCACACGCAGCCGCGCGUCGUCAACCGCCUGUCGCGCUUCCAGCGCUCCGCCGGCCUGCCCAUACACGCGCAGACACCGCGCUUCGGCAGCCCCGUCAGCGAAUGCCUCGGGCAGGGCGCAUGGUUCCCCAACCCGCGCUUGCCGCCGUACCCGCUGCCGUGUCUGUGCUCGCCGCUCGCGCAGCUGCGGCCCACGGCCAACCUGCCCACGCGCACCAUCACCCGCACCAGCUCAGGCCGGCAACGCUUGUCGUCCCUGUCGGAGGACUGCAACAGCGCGCCGCUGCCAGCUCGCGCGCGCUUCGGGCUGUCUGUGUGCAGCGCGGCAACGCCGCGCGCGCCCGCCAUGCCCGCGCUGUAUCUCGUCACGCACACCGGCGGCCUGCUGCACCUAGUACUGCACGCCCGCCCCCAGAGGAGUAUCCCGAAAGAAAAAGUGUGCGACGAGUCUCCGAUCGAGGUAGAGGUGGAGCACGUGGCGCAGUGGGCGCUGGCGCGGCCGCCGCCGCCCGCGCCCGACCUGCUGGCGCCGCUGCCGCCCACCAGCCCGCUGCUGCAGCCGAUAGGCAACAAGGUCAGUUUAAGCUGUGCGGACAUAUGCAUGAGCGAAGAAGAGCGCUGGCUGUCGCAAGUGGAGAUAGUGACCCAUGCCGGGCCCCACAGGAGAUUGUGGAUGGGGCCUCAGUUCAUCUUCAAAACUUAUAACACCACUGGGUCGAACUCAUCUCUCUCCGAAGUGGAGGCCGUGGAAGUGGACACGAGCGCAGCGGGAAGCGUGGCGCGCUCCAACCCCGUCAACAUGCCGGGUGUGCGGCCCGUGGUGCCCGUGGUGGUCGACUCAGGCUCCGCCAGUUCCCUCGAGCACUCCCCGUCGGACAGUUUCCGGCGCAAAUCGUUGCUGGCCGACAGCGGCCGCGCGUCCGUGUGCGACGUGCAGCUGCGGGAGGACCUCGCCGAGGCCAUGAAGGAGGACCACGGGUGGCCGCGGGAGGAGGCGCGGACGGUGCGGCGCUCGGGGGGCAUGGGUGCGGGUGUGGGCGUGCGGCGCGCCGUGGACCCGCUCGGCACCGUGGUGCCGCGCGCCGAGCCCGAGCCCGGCCCCGAGCCCGCCGACCCCGACCUGUACACGCAGGCCAACGCCGACGAGGGCCGCUUCCGGCCCGUCGUGCGCGCGCCCGCCGCGUUAGGCCUGCCCGCGCACGUCAUCGCGCGCCCGCUGCCGCGCGACACCACCAUCCCCGUGCAGACCGUCGCGCCCACCGCACACCUCACCCCCGACGACGAGCCCGUGCCGCUCAACACCGACGUGGUCAUCCCCGCCGCGCUCACUGCCGUGCCCGUGCCCGUGCCCGUGCCCGCGCCCGCGCGGGACUCCGGGUUCGUACCCGUCGAGCGCGCCCUCCAGCGCGCCGAGCGACCGAGCGUUCCCCCUGUAGAUGUGGUCGAUGCUAGACCCGACGUAGAUAAAGAUCUCGAGCGAGAGAGUGAUGUAUGGAAGCGUGAGGACCCGAGUGUGAGCUCGGCCCCGGCCGAGCGCGAGAGCAAUAAGGAAUCACUGCCAAAAUCGAAUCGGGCCUCGGAUGAUAUUCAACCGAUCGCCCGAGCUAGAGUUAAGAAAUCUCCCACCCCAAAGUCAGUUAGUGAUAGAGAUAGUGAAGUUAAAAUUAAGGAUAAACCUAGAGAUAUUAAGGAACGGGAAAAUAAUACCGAAGGUGCUAGUAGGGAUGAGUGCGAGCUCAAGGAAUCGAGGGUUCCGAGAAAGAUGGAGGUCAAGCCCGAUGUUGUUGUUGUUGAUGAUGGAAUAGUAGAUAAGCGAGCCGUGUCGGUUGUUAAAGCGGAAGCGCCAGUCACGAACACCGUUGCGGUCCACAUGGAGGACACUCGUCCAAAAUCCAAGCAUCUGGAUAAAACUGAAAAAUCAAAGGUAACUGAAGAUAAUCGCGAUAAAUCCAAAAAAGGCGAUAAGAAUGAGACGUUGACUAAGGACACUCAAGAUAAAUCUAAAAAAGUUGACAAAGGCGCAACAGAAGAAACCUACGACAAGACUAAAAAGAAUAAUAAAAUUGACCCUAUAAAGUCAGCUAUGGAUGAAGGCCGUGAAAAGACCAAAAAAAAUGAAAACGUAAAACCAGUUACAGAAGGAGCUUCUGAAAUGUUAAUUAAAGUUGAACAUACGGAUGUUGCAAAAGCAGAAGAACAAGCUUGGGAUUUGCUUUUCAACGAAUCAGAAAGGCCUGCAGUUUUGAACGUGACGCAACAAACUAUUGUAACUGACAAAUUCGAUGAUAAACCGAAAUUCAAGAAAACUCGUAAAGGUAAAAAAGGGCAAGAAGAUCUGAAAGGUAAAGAUGAUGAAGACAGUUUUAUAGAGAUUCACGCGAUUGAUGAAGCUAAAACACCUUCUUGUGGCGAGCUGGUAUCCAUUUCCACGCCAUUCGAGGACAUCGAUUCGACUAGUUCUUAUUUGGCAAAAUUAAAGAAACCUCGUUCAUCCAGGAGUUUCACUUCUGAAAAGGAUGAUGAAUCAGAGGCUAAGGCAGUUGAAUGCUUCCCUGAUGAUGACUAUGAACUUACUUCACUUAAACUGAAGAGCAGGAAGAAUUCUUCUGUAUCAUCUUUCAUGGAGGGUUGGCCUGAACCGAGUCCUGUCAAAAAAUCUACCCCAUUGCCAAUAGAAAAACCAUCAUCAAGUCACCUGAAAGUAAAACAUGAUGUUUUAAGUACUAGUGAAAUCUCAUCCACUUUGCCUAAAGACGUCCCAAAAACGAAGAAGAGCAAAUCAUUGUCUCCAUAUGCCGAUGCCGGUAGAAAACAUGGUGACAAAUCAUUUGAAGCCGAGAAAAAAGAUGUCUACGUUAUCGAUUCUACAAAUGACGACUUUCCUGAAAUUCAAAUUACCAGAGGCAGCAAGACCCGUAAGUCACCUCAGCCGAUGGAAAGAAAAAGCGAGGCAAAAGAGAUUCUUCAAGAGAAACCAAUAAAAUCCUGGAGUUCCAUAGCUGCUACGAGAAACGACAAAAGAGAUGAACCUACUAUGACUUUGAAAAAAUAUGAAAGACGUGACUCUUGGGAAGAACCUCAUGUAAGUACUAGUUUAGAGAAUCCGAAGUCUUUCAAAGACGAUCGUGUGUCCUUGCAGGAUAAACUUAUCGAACUCUGCAAGAGAACUGACAUUAUGGUUGCAGAAUGUGACUCUCCAAAUGAGCUUAACUUUAUUGAAGAACACCACACAGAUCUGCACGAUCUGCCACCGUUAGAACCCUUAGAUUUCGGCUUGGACGACUACAAGCUUGAAGUCAUGAAAGACAGUUUUUUGGAAGUAAACGAUACAAAAAUCAGUAGCCCGAUAUGCAAAAUAAACAUUGACGAUAUACUAUCGUCUAUUAAAGAUACCACAAGCAAAGUCAUAGAAUCGAGUACCUUCAAUUUAGUCGAUUUGGAGAAGGUGCCAGCCAGGAAGGAAAAAGGUUUUAGUGUUAUCGAAAGUCAUAAGAUUACGACUCAAGAGGUAAAAAUAGAUGAUGAAAGCAAAGAAGGGGAGAGUUCAACGAUGGAAAAGUCGUCAGACGACGACAACGCGUCGCCCCUGGUGUCCACCGACAGCGACAAGGAAGACAAGCGGACGGCCGGUGCUGCAAGUGUGCUCCUCCCUUCCGCAAAACAAUCAUCCAAAUGUAAGAAAUCGCGUAGAAAGAAGAAGUAACUCAGUAUGUGUUCAAAAUCAUAAUAGCUUCAUUUAUAUUAUAGUGUCGCAAUGUCACAUCGUAAAUAUCAAUAUUUGAUGCUAAUAGGGGGUAUUACUGAAAUGUUCUGCCACCAGAGUGCAGCACUAGCCUCUUUAGUAAACCAUAGAGUAACUUAUACAUACUGUGCCUUUAACAGUUUUCUGACAAGUUUUUAGAGAUAAUAAAAUCCCACUGAUGCAUCAAGGCGGUUUGUUUACAGAGGACCUGCCGGGAAACGCGAAUCCGAAAUUUCGCUAUCUGCCUCUUUAUCGCUCGAAUAUGCAAGAGUGACAGAGAUGUUAGAUAACGAAAUUUCGAUUUUCUUGUUUCGCGAUAGAUCCUCAGAUUGUAGUAGUGGCGCCCCCUAUGCAGAGUUUCGCGUAAUAUUCCCUAUUACAAAAAUACCAUUAAUAGGUAUGAACGGUCAAACUUCAUAAAUAUUUUUAACCACUAUGAUUUUCAAACUUACUUUUAACAUAAAAUUUUCAAAAAUUAUCUAAUUAUGCCACAAUAAUAAAAAAAUAAAAAAUAAAAAUACAUAAAAAUCAUUGAAAAUGACAAAAAUAUUGUUAACGUUUUAUUUAUGAAGAUAGUUAUAAUAGCGAGCGAUCUUGCGUUUUGUUAAUGUUUUUUGAUAAAAAUGUUUAACGGUAUCGUCUGAACAAUUUUAUCAGAAACUAUCUUCAUAAAAAAUAUAGUUAAGCAUUACAACAGUGCUGCUACAGUACUUAUUUUUUAGAUUAUUUAAUUACUUUAUACAUAAUGUUGUAGUGUUUGCAGUAAACCUCAAUGACGGACACUACGUUAGACACUAUUUUGCUUUCAUUACCAACGCAUGCAAAUGUAAUAAACCUUCUUGGCUCUGCUAUAGUCGAGUAUCUGUUAGGCCAAUACGACAAGAAAGUACCUCAUUAUUUACCAUUUUAAAAACCUUAAUCAUAUUUUUUUGCGGUAUCUAAUAGAAUCUCGAAUGUGUGCUUGUUUCAGCUAUUUCGAUAUUCAUAAUUGUAUUUUAUUACCAUAUACCUCAACAUACGUUGACUGAGAAGCAUAGGUAAGGUACUGCCCAGUAACUAAUUCCAUGCAACUGAUGCUUAUGCCGUAAUAUGAGGGAUAGUACUAACUCCCCAAUUACUCACUAAUGGCCUAAUCCUGAUUCUACAAGUUUGGUGAUACUGAAAUUUGAACUUAAAUCUACAAAUCAAAUUAUCAAUAUACCAGUUAAGCAAGUGCCGUAGAAGUUGCUGUCAUUAUCCAAUGGUGUUUUCAAAUUCAAUUCAAUAUAUUUUAUUUCAGACCUUGUCCAUAGUGUUAGUGUACAUUUCCUUAAGCCUAUGUUAGUUAAACCUAUACUAACUUAUAAACUAAGCCUCUGGAUCCCAUAUGUACAUUGUUCCAAUGUUUCCAGAAGGCCCAAGCAGGCAACUCUAACACUAGGCGCACACACACACAUACAGACACAUACAGAUACAUUGUACGGAUUAAAUAGAUAUGCUAUGCCCUUGUAGGGCUCAGGGCCUGACUUAGAGUUCUGACCGUCCUAGGCUGACUAUGUAUAUCCGCCCCCCGCUUGUCUCAACUCAGAGCCACCGCCGCGCCCCCUUGCGCGCCCCCUUGGUCCUUGCGCCCUAGGCUUUAGCCUGUGGGUAAAUCAGGCCCUGGUAGGGCUCAUGUUUAAAACAUCUCAUUUGUUAAAUUACAUAACCCAUUUAUACAACACGAUUGCAAAUAAAGAACUUGAAACAGUGUUGAAGGUAGCAUAUUCUAAAAACAGAUUCUAGGUUCAAAUAAAUGUACAUUCAAAUUGAAGCAAAUAUGGCUGCUUAAGAUUUCAGUUACAUGGAAGUAAUGUACCCUGUGGUUAUAGUAUAUAUGAGUAUCGGUCCAAUUCGCACUGGCCCGCUAAGUGAGACGGAAGCUUCUAGCCCGCGAAAUCUGUGCACGGUGACCACUCUCAUAGUCACAACUUGCUUGUGAAGAAGUCACUCGGUAUAAAAUACCUUCUCUUAUACACGGCUGUCUUUAUGUACAAAUACUUUAAAUAUCCAGCAAGUAUUAAUUUAGAAGUUUUGUUUUUAUAUUAAGUUUUAUGUUGAAUCAUGACAAAUAUUUAUUUUUUCUAUCUUAGCUUUUAUUUCGUGUAGAUGUUUAAUUAACUUAUAAUAUUUAGUUAAUACUUUUAGUAUUGAAUUAAUAGUGAUGAGUGCAUAAUAUUUAUAAUCAUGAUCACUUUCUUAACUGAAAUUAUUUACUUUUUGCUCAUUUCUUGGAAAUAGGUUAAGUGAUGAAAUAAAAAGGCAUCUAUGUAAUAAUAAAAAGAAAAAAUAUACAUACAGCGUUGCAUCUACAUACUUUUACUGACUUUUGGCAAGAAACUUUUAACAGCGACGUGGCCCUCAAUCUCUCGAUAGAUCGUUUUUGCUUUGGACGUAAUUUUAGUUUUAUUAAAGGACUUAAUUUGUGUUGAUAAAACAUAAGUGUUUCAGCUGUUGCGCAGCCACGCAAAAAUAACAAAACUUUAGGGGGUAGCGGGAUCAUUCGGAUGGCGUCGCAUCCUUUUUUGAAAUAAUAAUUUCGUACCUAAAAUUACAAUGUUUACACAACAUCAAGGUUCGCGAUUAGUGAAUCAUUGGCGGCCUUCAGUGACAAGCAAUGUAUGAAGUUCUGAUGACAUGUUCACACGUUACUCUAAAUGAUCUAAUUUAAUAAGAAAUAUAGCAAUUGUGGAAGGAUGUGUGCUUAGCAUAAUGUGUGUACCAUUUGAACUGAGAUAUCGAUUAACCUUUUGUAUUAUGCAUUGACAUUUUGUCUUUGGUUGACAAUAUGGUACCUUAUGUCCUACGAAAUCUACCAAGUUUACCAACCAAGUGUGUAAAGUCAUGUUAGUCCAAUACUCCUUAUUGGACUAACAUGAAUUAUUGUCUUGUACAAUCUAUGUGUUAUGUUUUCAUUAGAUGUACUGUAUCAGUCAUUAAUAUACAAUUACCGUUUUGUUUGAAAAAUUACAGAAUAUCGAAGACAUUACCAUAUUUUGUACGACAGUCAGAUCUCCGUCAAAGAAAAGUCUCAGCAAAAGCAUGAUGAUCGCGUUUUUAUCGUAUGUUUCGUAGCCGUGGCCUUCAAAAUAAAUAUCGAAGUGCGAGAGUGACACACGACACGAUAGACGAUAAAAACGCAACCAUCGCAUCCCUACCGAUGUAUCAUACAAAAAUAUUUACUGAAGUUUAAAUAAAAAUAAAGCCGUUUUUAUUGGCCGGUAAGGUAUACCUAGUAUAUGUUGGUGGACAGAAAUAACUAAGUAUAAAACGGCACCACUUGAAGUAGGUUUGUGACUUGACGUGAUGCCGUUAUGUAAAGUCCCCUGCUAACCGCCUGCCUAGCUUCGAAUAAUCGCAAUAAAACUUAAGAUAAUAUAAAAUUAAGGUAGGUACCUAAACUUACAAAUUACGUAAAUAAUCUAGGUAUCACAAAACGUCUAAAACCCUACUAAUAUAAUAAAAAUGUAUCUAUUUUUUGUCCAAAAGUAUGAUACUACUUAUAUGUAUAUUUAUUGUGAAAACUUUUUAAAUUUGUUAUUUCAAGAUUGUUUUGUCUGAUAUAGUUAAACCUAUUCAAUUUAAGUACACUUAAUUAGGAGUUUUUACGUUACCUGCUUCUCGAAAUUUGAUAUACCUAUCUACAUAUUUUGAUCUGAUUUAAUGGGUGUGGCGAUAACACCGCGCUCCUUUACGAGCCCCGAUGCUAGUUUUUUUUGUACCUCAAGGGUGGCAAAACAAGCGUGCGGAGUUCCCAGCUACUAAUGAAGAAAACGUUUUGAAAUUUUUUCCUAUUUAUUUCGUUUCAUUAGUUAAAUAUUUUUAUCUUUAACCUUAACCGCAGGUCCAUCGCCAAAGACCGAUUAAUUCGUCACAGGCCACAGAGCAACAUAGACCAACCCAACGUGCAUGUGCAUGAAGUUCAAUUUCAGUUUUAACACUUCGGUGAUGUGGCGUCCGUGUGACAGCUUUUGUGUUUGACACGGCGUCGAAAAGGUUAAGCCUGACCGCCAUGACGUCAACUGACGCUCGCGGGUGGCUACAGCCCAAUAUCAACCAUAUCUUGCAUUCCGACAAGGUUCACGAUGGCACGCCGCACACGAUGGCCGUGGCGUUCAAAACAUACGUACAUUGCUAGCGCGUGCUACGCGCUACUAGCGUAGCCGAUACACUUAUUUUCCAGCGCCUACCAUACGAACAGAAUACUUGACUUGACUUGAUUUGAA
Molecule: messenger RNA, 9701 nt
Organism: Cydia strobilella
Lineage: Eukaryota; Metazoa; Arthropoda; Insecta; Lepidoptera; Tortricidae
Exons: 16
Coding region: 271-5418 (1715 amino acids)
Biological process (GO): response to starvation; autophagy
Cellular component (GO): cytoplasm
Molecular function (GO): protein binding
Source: RefSeq, a predicted model, not a curated record